AUGGACAGCUGGAAUCAGUCUUGGACUGUGGACAGCUGGCAGCACCCGCGGUAUCGCGGCCACGGCUACGCUCAGCGGGCCUGGAGGCACGACGGAUACAAGGAUGAGCGCGCAGCGACUCUUUCACGGGGUUGGUGGCAGUCAUCAAGCUCCAGACAAUAUGGCUGGGAGGAGUUUCGUAGCCAAAGCAUUCCCCCGCCACCCAGGCCGAGGCAGCAGCUUCGAGUCCCCCAAUUGGACCUCCAAGGACAAGAUCGAGGUCACCUCCUGGAGGUCUUGGCACUUUUCGGUGCAGUCUAUCUGUCCCCCGGUUGGGAGCAUGUCGGCACAAGCGAAGAAGCCGAAGCGUCAUUCAGGCCCGAGUACGACAAAUGGUAUGACUUGAUGCUGGAGGCCACAUGGAAGACAAAAAAAUGGAGGUCACGUCCGUGCGUCAAUGAGCGGCAUCUGCGACUUUCUGGAAGUGAAGAUCUGAGUCGAACUCUGCUCGGGGAGGCAAAGCACCAUGAGCCGGACAAGCGCUUCGCCUUUGGACUUUCGGAAUCCAGCGCAAAAUCGCAUUUCGUCGACUGGGGAGACCUAAGAUGGGCUCCGGAAGGCUACCUGACGCUUAAGGCGGCGGUGGCCAGGAUGUUCGAAUCGGAGGUUGCCAGCUUGUGCAGCACGGAGAAGGGCAACCGCGACUUGCUUGGUGUGAAACUCCGGCUUGGAUGGGAGAGAUGGGGCCGCAGUGGUUUGAGGCACUGCGUGUACCCAGCAGAGGGCACAUGUUCCUCGCAUACCGAUUAUGGUGUCGUGACCCUGCAGUUCUCAAACGGGCCUGGUCUCGAGGUGUUUGCGCACGGUUCCUGGCAUGUGUUGGAGGAACCUCCAGAAGGAGGAGCUCUUCUGUUCGCAGGAGACAUGUUGGAGCGGAUGACAAAUGGACGCAUCAAGGCGCUGCCGCAUCGAGUGCAUGUGCAGACGGAGUCCCUCGAAGCAGCGCCAAAGCUCCAGGAGGAAGGCGGCGGAGGUCAACCAGGAGUCCGCCAGUCUCAUAUUCUCUUCCUACAGCCCGACUCCGACACCUGGGUUGCACCGCUCAGGCCGUAUUUGCUGAACAACGGCAAUGACCUUGAUCCCAUCAGGUACGGUGACUGGCAUCAGAUGAAAGUCCGCUUGGCCUUCGAUGG
This is a messenger RNA of Symbiodinium pilosum, 1172 nucleotides long. The record is from the annotation of a GenBank genome assembly. Lineage: Eukaryota; Dinophyceae; Suessiales; Symbiodiniaceae.